This is a messenger RNA of Homarus americanus (American lobster), 435 nucleotides long. Its product is annotated as cytoplasmic dynein 1 intermediate chain 2-like. Gene Ontology annotation, molecular function: dynein light chain binding; dynein heavy chain binding. Gene Ontology annotation, cellular component: cytoplasmic dynein complex. NCBI's taxonomy places the organism in Eukaryota, Metazoa, Arthropoda, Malacostraca, Decapoda, Nephropidae. The transcript has 4 exons. Gene Ontology annotation, biological process: transport along microtubule. Bases 1 to 435 code for a protein of 144 amino acids. The record is from RefSeq and is a predicted model, not a curated record.
AUGGAGAAGACGGUCAUGCCGCCUCCCUUGACCUACGAGGCGGAAACAAAGCCUCUGUAUUCAUUUGAGGACAAUGGGGAUUAUUUAUAUGAAGUGGCUUGGUCACCCAUCCAUCCAGUUCUCUUCACAACUGUGGAUGGCUCAGGUCGAAUUGAUCUCUGGAACUUAAAUCAAGAUACAGAGGGCAGCCCAGCCCUGAACAGAGUGUCUUGGACAAAUUUUGGCCAACGAAUUACUGUUGGAGAUGACAUGGGUAAAAUUUGGAUCUAUGAUGGUGGAGAGCAACUGGCUUUACCACGUGCAGAUGACUGGGCUCGUCUGGUUCAUACGAUGGGAGACCUGAAGAACAACCAGGCUGACGAUGACCAAUCUACACGACACUACGACUCGUCGUUUUCAUCGCUUAUGUCUCUCUCGUCGUCUCCUCUCGGAUAA